AUGAAGGUUCCUUCCGUUUCAUUCUGCUUCCCGCUGUUGGCUUUAUUGCUCACUGGAGCUACAACAAGCGCGUUUGAGAUGAAAAAUAUCAUUGACAUAAAUGCGGAUAACGAGGUUACAGAUUAUCCAAACUACUUUGAGGAUUUUACAGUAAAAAAAUUCCUAGACAGGAACCAACCACUGCUAACAGAGAACACACUCUUUAUCUCUUUUCUAACGGCUAGCAAUACAUAA
Molecule: messenger RNA, 234 nt
Organism: Theileria equi strain WA
Lineage: Eukaryota; Apicomplexa; Aconoidasida; Piroplasmida; Theileriidae
Product: signal peptide-containing protein
Exons: 4
Coding region: 1-234 (77 amino acids)
Source: RefSeq, a predicted model, not a curated record